GUUUCGUUUCAAUUUGACAAGCUUUAAAUUUACGCCGAUCUGGCAGUGUCACUCCCAACUAUAAUAACUACCAGGUAAUCCCUAGGGUUUUUCAAAGCCAAACAAAUCCCACAUUUCCAAAAUGUCAUUUGAUUCAACGCCGCCGGCGGUGGAGAAGCUCACCCUAAACGCCGCCACCGUAGAUGAAGCCAAAUUCUCCCAACGCGUCCCGAUCCGUUCUAUCGUCGGCCGUCCCGACGGCGGAGCUGGACUCGCCGGAAAUGUCGUCAAAAUCGGCGGCUGGGUAAAAACAGGUCGAGAACAAGGCAAAGGUUCAUUCGCGUUCCUCGAAGUGAACGACGGCUCUUGCCCGGCGAAUCUCCAAGUAAUCGUCGAUGCUUCAGUUCACAAGCUCGGUGAUUUGGUACUUACUGGUACUUGCGUACACGUGGAAGGUGAAUUGAAGGUACCUCCUGAAGGCGCAAAGCAAAAAGUUGAACUUCGUGUACAGAAGGUUCUAUCUGUUGGUACUGUUGAUGCUGCCAAGUAUCCGUUGCCGAAAACUAAGUUAACACUUGAGUUUUUAAGGGAUUUUGUUCAUCUUCGGCCCCGAACUAACACGAUUUCUGCCAUUGCAAGAAUCCGUAAUGCCUUAGCUUAUGCCACCCAUACAUUCUUCCAGAAGAAUGGGUUUCUUUAUAUCCACACUCCAAUCGUCACAACAAGUGAUUGUGAGGGUGCUGGUGAGAUGUUCCAAGUUACUACUUUGAUAAACGAAGCUGAAAAAUUGGAGAAGGAGCUGAAAGAGAAUCCUGCUCCUUCAGAAUCUGACAUUAAAGCUGCUGAGCAACUUGUCAAAGAGAAAGGGGAGGCAGUUGCUCAGUUAAAAGCUAAUAAGGCGAGCAUUGAGAAAAGUGGUGCCAGUAUUGCGGACAUCAACAAGCAAAUCAGUGCUGCAGUUGCUGAGCUGCAAAGAGCUAAAGAGAAUCUACUGAAGUUGCAAGAGAGAUUUAAACUGGGAGAAAGGUGUAGACUCUCUGCUGGUAUCCCCAAAAAGGACGGAAAGGUUGAUUACUCUGAGGAUUUCUUUGCACGGCAAGCUUUCUUGACUGUGUCUGGCCAACUCCAAGUUGAAACCUAUGCCUGUGCACUUUCUAGUGUGUAUACUUUUGGACCAACUUUUCGAGCCGAACAGUCCCACACUUCUCGGCAUCUUGCGGAGUUCUGGAUGGUGGAGCCUGAAAUAGCUUUUGCAGAUAUCCAGGAUGAUAUGAAUUGUGCUGAGGCAUAUGUGAAGUUUCUGUGUCAGUGGUUACUUGACCAUUGCCUUGAUGACAUGGAAUUUAUAACUAAAUUUAUAGAUAAAGAUGCUUUGAGUAGACUUAGAAUGGUUGCCUCAUCGAACUGUUAUCGAAUAACUUAUACAGAAGCCAUAGCCAUUCUCGAGGUAGCAGCCAAAGUGAAGAAAUUUGAAAAUAAAGUAGAAUGGGGUAUUGACUUAGCAUCUGAACAUGAAAGAUAUUUGACCGAAGAGCAUUUUAAGGCACCUGUUAUUGUGUUCAACUACCCAAAAGGGAUUAAAGCAUUUUACAUGAAGGUGAAUGAAGACAAGAAGACAGUUGCUGCCAUGGAUCUGCUUGUACCAAAGGUGGGAGAACUAAUUGGAGGAAGCCAAAGAGAAGAGGAUUAUGAAGUCCUCAGAACAAGGAUACUGGAGAUGGGUUUACCACUAGAGCCAUAUGAGUGGUAUCUAGACCUGAGGCGCUAUGGUUCUGUGAAGCACAGUGGUUUCGGUUUAGGCUUUGAGCGAAUGAUUCUUUUCGCCACUGGGAUAGAAAACAUUCGGGAUGUCAUUCCCUUUCCCAGAUAUCCAGGAAGAGCCGAUCUCUAAAUGAAAUUGAUAGUCAAGGGAUACCUAGUUUUUGGAAAUUAUGAUACCAUUUUCUAGCAUUGUAAUUGUUAUUACAAAUUUCAAUCAAAUUUAGAUACAGGAAACCUAUAUUAACUUAAGAUAUCUCGUGAGUGAGGCAUUUGGCGGCUCGGUUGAUUAACCCUUGCUUGGGUGGUUGCAUUCUGGUUGCUUUGGUUUUGUUAGGUAUAUCUCCUUAACUAGAUGUUUGGAUGGACGCCAACACAUGGUAACGUACAUGUAUCUUGAUCGGCUUGAAAUAUAUCUUUGUUUCUGGUAAUGCUUUGUUA
Molecule: messenger RNA, 2178 nt
Organism: Nicotiana tabacum (common tobacco)
Lineage: Eukaryota; Viridiplantae; Streptophyta; Magnoliopsida; Solanales; Solanaceae
Product: asparagine--tRNA ligase, cytoplasmic 1-like
Biological process (GO): asparaginyl-tRNA aminoacylation
Cellular component (GO): mitochondrion
Molecular function (GO): ATP binding; nucleic acid binding; asparagine-tRNA ligase activity
Source: RefSeq, a predicted model, not a curated record